Molecule: messenger RNA, 1395 nt
Organism: Coniophora puteana RWD-64-598 SS2
Lineage: Eukaryota; Fungi; Basidiomycota; Agaricomycetes; Boletales; Coniophoraceae
Product: MFS general substrate transporter
Exons: 17
Coding region: 1-1395 (464 amino acids)
Biological process (GO): pantothenate import across plasma membrane
Cellular component (GO): plasma membrane
Molecular function (GO): pantothenate transmembrane transporter activity
Source: RefSeq, a predicted model, not a curated record
AUGCUAAGUUGGCGAAAGAUAAGGGAGUUUGUAUGGGGGGAAGUGCCUUCCUCGAAGGAGGAGCGCACGCUCCUUCUGAAACUCGACUGGUUCAUCCUUUCUUAUUGUUGCCUCAUGUACUUUACAAACUAUCUUGAUCGCGCCAAUGUCAAUAAUGCAUACGUUUCUGGGAUGAAACAGGACCUCAACAUGUACGGGAACGAAUUCAAUCGGAUCAACACCAUCUUUACAUGCGGAUAUAUCGUUGGCAUGAUUCCCAACAACCUGAUGCUGCAAGUUGUGCCGCCGAGAAUAUGGUUUCCGACAAUGCAGAUCAUCUGGGGAGUAUUGACUUUUUGCUCAAGUGCGGUUCACAGCGUACAACAGCUUUAUGUCAUACGUUUCUUUCAAGGGAUGUCAGAGGCGUCGACAUUUGUAGGGACGCAUUACAUCCUCGGAUCAUGGUACAAACCCGGCGAACUCGGCAAACGUUCAGGUAUAUUCACCAGCUCUGGUCUGAUUGGGACAUUGUUUUCUGGCGUACUCCAAGCGGCCGUAUACCAAAAUCUUAAUGGUGUUGAUGGACGCAGCGGCUGGCGAUGGUUGUUCAUCAUCGACGGCAUUAUCACUUUGCCAAUCGCUUUGUACGGGUUCUUUGUCUUUCCGGAUGUCCCUGCCACUACAAGGGCCUUUUACCUGAAAGACGAGGAACGUUUAUUGGCCUACGAACGCCUCGACUCUGAUACCGUUCAUCAUAAGCUUUCGUGGAACCUCUUUAAGAGAGUUCUUAGUCGUUGGAGGUGGUAUGGCUUCAGCCUGCUAUUCGGCAUAUCUGGCGAAGUUGAAAGUUUCGGUUCGAAUAACUUGAUGGGACAAUGGCUGUCAGCAAUAGGCGGGUUCACUUUAAUAUUGUCAGAUUAUUAUCCAUCGGGGGUGACUGCGUUUGGCAUCGUGUCUACUCUCGUUUGCGCAACAUGGACAGACUACACGCGUGCUCGGUGGCCCGUCCUUGUCUACAUGUGUGUUUGUUGUACUAUUGCAGCUAUCUGCAUUUUGGUGUGGAGCAGCCCGAUAGGACUCAAAUUCUUUGCAUACUACCUCGCAGGCGCUGCGUACGCAGGGCAAGCGACGACCUUCGCAUGGGCCAAUCAAGUUUGUGCGGGUGAUGACCAGGAGCGAGCCGUCGUUCUCGCAUCGAUGAACAUGUGGAAUAAUGCGGUGAAUGCUUGGUGGCCUUUGUUGUUCUAUGCCGCGCCCGACGCACCCCGAUUUAAAAAGGGGAUGAUUACAAUGAUCUGUACAUGCGCAGCCACCCUUGCAGUGACUUGGCUUGUAUGGCACCUUGAGCGUCGGGAACGGCACCGAGGCGGUGCGCGGCGAGAAGAAAAGAGUCAAGAAAGCAGCGCCGCCUCUUAG